CCUCGCGUCGCUAUUGUCGCAGUCUUGCGAGCCAUUGUCUCCACUUAGACUCAGCCAUGAUAGUUGUUUGCUGUUUGCUGCGCAUCUAUCACCUCAUCGGCCUGCAGCCUUGAGCGACUUCUCUUCCGCCUCUCUUUUACCUCUCUCCUCCACACGUGCAAUUCAAAAAAGCCUCUCGCAGCCAAGCAGCAACCUUUCAAGUUCCAAAUCAGUAACAUCGCCUGUAUUAAGAAUGAACUCACCACCGCAUCCAAAACAGGAGCCGAACGCCGACCCAACUGUGAACAAUAUGCAGCCUAUUAAUGGAGCUGUGGAGGUUGAGGCAGAAUCCAGUGGCAAACGAAGCCAGGAAAAUAAUGGUGACAUUGCUCUUGAGAGCGAGCAUUCAAGCAAAGAUUCCCUUAGAGCAGAGAAGAGAGUUUCUGUUGAGCCCUGCGAACAGUCUGAACCCAAACGAAAACGAGUAAAACAAUCUCCUGCCUCAUCGUCCACCAACGGCGUCAACACAUAUGCUGUCAAAGAAUCCAGCGAGUCCAUCGAACCACCAGAGGUGAUCACGAAAGAGACUUGGCAGGGAUUUUGUGAGAUCGAAUCCGAGCCAGCGUUCUUCUCCACUAUUCUUCGAGACAUGGGCGUGCAGGGCAUCAACGUCCAAGAAGUCUUUGCCAUGUACCCGGAAUUUCUCGAAACCCUACCAAGGCCUAUCUACGGCCUCGUCUUACUUUACCGUUACCGUGAAAACGGCUCUUCCGAGCAAUUACAGGAGAGUUCGAGUGACGUGUGGUUUGCCAACCAACUUCCAGCCCAGAACAGCUGUGCAACCCUGGCUAUGAUCAACAUCCUCAUGAACAACAACGACAUCGAGAUUGGCGAACAUUUGCGGGAAUUCAAAGAGUUCACAAAGGAUUUCACCCCAUAUCAACGGGGCGAAGCCAUUGCUAGCUUUGACUUUAUCAAGAGAAUUCACAACUCCUUCGCAAAGGAGAUGGACAUCUUGGAAGCAGACAAACAUCUCUCAUACAAAGUCAAGAAAGCCCAAAGUCAAUUGAGGGACAAGAAGAGUCGACGAAAGUCUACAGAUUCUGCUACCAACGACAGCGCCGAAGAUUCCGAGGACAACGCACACCACUUCAUCGCAUACAUCCCGGUGGGCGACGAGGUCUGGAUGCUCGACGGUCUCAACGCCCAGCCAAUGCAUAUCGCUAAGUUCGACAAGGAACAAGGCAGAGACUGGGUGGCAGUUGCAGCAGAUUCAAUACUCGCUAUUCUCGCCAGUGGAGGAGACGACUACACCGGCUUUGCCAUCAUGCCGUCUCCACUCCCAUCUCUCCGCAAGCAGGCUUGCCUUGCAACAAAUCACGUCCAGCAGACCGAGUCAAGACUCGACGAGACAUCUCCAGAUUGGAGAUCCUCCCUUUUCGACGACGAACCGCCUCGCACACUUCCGCAGACGCUCGGCAUCGAAGACCAGCUGCCUAAGUGCCCAGUGCCAGACGCGCUCGCAGAGACCAUCGCUAGCGAGGAGACAAAGGACCUGCUCGAGCGGCGCACCAGAGUGCUCAAGGAUCUGGAGAGCCUGGCUGAGAACAUCAAGGCAGAGAUGAGAAGCGAAGCUGAGGACGCACGGAAGGCUGCUCAAGGCCGCUUUGAUCACGCGCCUGUGAUCAAGUUGUGGGCGGAGAUGUUGGCAGAGAAUGGGUACCUAGAGCAGAACCUUGACCGGUUCAUCGGGGCCAAGAACGGGUCUAAGAAGGCGAAGAAGUGAGGAAGUGGCGGGGAUUUUACAUGCACAUAUAGCUCCGAAUAUACCCAGCAGCGCUGCUUCAAUCUUUAGAUAAGCAAAAUUUAUG
Messenger RNA from Boeremia exigua, 1850 nucleotides. RefSeq names its product ubiquitin carboxyl-terminal hydrolase. The coding region runs from base 233 to 1765 and encodes 510 amino acids. The record is from RefSeq and is a predicted model, not a curated record. Gene Ontology annotation, cellular component: cytoplasm. Gene Ontology annotation, biological process: ubiquitin-dependent protein catabolic process; protein deubiquitination. The transcript has a single exon. Gene Ontology annotation, molecular function: cysteine-type deubiquitinase activity. Lineage: Eukaryota; Fungi; Ascomycota; Dothideomycetes; Pleosporales; Didymellaceae.